Caenorhabditis remanei is the source of this 468-nucleotide messenger RNA. RefSeq lists its product as uncharacterized. The transcript has 6 exons. The record is from RefSeq and is a predicted model, not a curated record. Bases 1 to 468 code for a protein of 155 amino acids. NCBI's taxonomy places the organism in Eukaryota, Metazoa, Nematoda, Chromadorea, Rhabditida, Rhabditidae.
AUGUGGUUCCUAUUGUUAUUAGCGUGUUUCCUUAAUGUAAAUGCCCGUCACGUUGGUGAAAUACUAUGCCGACAGUGUGGAGCAUCUUUAACCAGGCAGUCAGAACUCAUCAACAUCACAGGAGUCGAUCGAAAUCAGCUGCAGUAUGAAUACGACUUCCCGUUGGCUGGAAAAACUACAAAAGUGCACGUGUUGACAAAUCCAGAAGGCCACAAAUUUCACGUUUUCGGUGCCAAGACCGCUCACCUGCAUUUCCAUGGCACGCCCCAAUCUCAAGCAACUUGGUAUCCUGGCUACAAAUGGACAAUUUGCCUUUGCCGAUCUUGCAGUCGUCAUAUGGGAUGGUAUUUCGAGCCAGAGAAGACAACGGAACUUGAUGAGGAAAAGAAAAGCUUCAUUGGUCUGGUUUUGGAGAAUGUCAUUACAGCGGAUUAUGUGGACACCCUGACCAAAGUUCCGGACUUCUGA